Messenger RNA from Anopheles marshallii, 861 nucleotides. RefSeq lists its product as uncharacterized. Bases 1 to 861 code for a protein of 286 amino acids. The record is from RefSeq and is a predicted model, not a curated record. The transcript is spliced from 2 exons. NCBI's taxonomy places the organism in Eukaryota, Metazoa, Arthropoda, Insecta, Diptera, Culicidae.
AUGGUCGGUCGUAUCGAGUCCUUACGUGAUGCUCUCGAAUUGGUUCAGUUUGAGAGCAUGUACUUCGUUCUUGCUAUAUUGGUGGGCAUCUUGGGUGCCACCACGAGUUAUCCGGUAGCGCAAACGCAAUUUUCAUCCGCUAGCUCGAGCGGUGCUGGAUCACAGGGUUUCGGGUUUGGCGACCCAAGUGGUGCUGGUUUCGGUGGAGGUGCAGGAUUUCCUGGACCAGGGUUUGCCGGUGCGGGAUUCCCUUUCUUUUCACCUCAGGCUGGAACAGGCCCUGGCAUGGGAUUUCCACAGUUCGCCGGAUUCCCCCCGAUGGGCUCGUUUAACUUCGGCCCACCUCAGGGACCGGGUGGUGGUUUCUCAACAUCGGGAUCGCAGUCCUUCGCCAGCAGCAGCUCAUUCGGCGGUGGACAAACCGGAGCCCAGUCCGGUAGCAGCGCUGGAGCAAGCUCACAAUCAACGGGACAUCACCAACCACCGCAACACGGUGUAAUCGGCACUGGCAGCUCGGGAUCGACACACACCGAGCAACAACCCGAUCAGGGCUUCAUUGGGACGUCCAGUGGGGCGGGUAGUUCCAGCCAGGGUCAGCCGAACCACGGUCCACACGGUGGACAAAGUUCUAGCGGUGCUGGAGCACAAUCGCACAGUGCCGGUGGACAUGGACAGGGUGGUUCUGCUGGAGCUGCUAGUGGUGCCCAGUCCACCGGAUCUUCGUUCGGGCCAGGUGGACGCCAUACGGAGCUAAACUUCGGUAGCGGCUCCGGUGAUAACUUUGGUGUGCGCAUCAGUACGGAUGAAUCGGCCGAUGGAACGCAUAAAAAAACUGAAACCUCGUCGUGGGUAUGGAACUAG